AUGGCGAAUGUCAUUUGCCGCCGCAACUUGGCGAGGGUGUUCGGGCCGAGCCAACUCGGGAGCUCGAGGCGGCUCCUGCCGAUAUCCGGUAAGACGAGCUUCGGACGCCGAGUUCUUGCACCAGAAGUGAGAGCAGCCUCCUCCUCCUCGGCCUUCGUCGAGACUAAGCCGCCGUCGCCGACGCCGCCCCCGCCGGCGGCAUCUACGGUGGAUAAGGAGAAACUCAGCAGUAACCAGAAUGUACUAGCUUGUCCCGUAUGUUAUAAGCCGCUAACGUUCACUGGCGAUCUGGUGUUAUCUGUGGGAGUUGCGCGGAUUUGUAAGAUGGUUCGCCCCAUGAAUGUCUUUUUCGCUGUUUUCAUCCCAUCGUGCUUCUGCUGCAGGGAUUCCGCGUCUGGGUCUGCUCUGCAGUGUGGCACCUGUUCCCUCCAGUGGCAUUGUCUGGUUGGAUUUGCUAUAAAUAAUGGUCGUUCGGGUCAUGUGUCGCUGAUCGAAUUUUGCAUCAGGACUCCGUUGGUAUCAUAUCUCUACGAGAGGGGAUGGCGUCAAAAUCUUGCAAGUUUGGCUGGUUUUCCAGGUCCAGAGAAAGAGUUCGAAUUGACUAUGGGAUUCCUCAAACCAGUAUUGGGAGGAAACGUUGUUGAUGCAAGUUGCGGGAGCGGUCUGUUUUCGAGGCUAUUUGCCGAGAGUGGAUUCUUCUCUGUCGUUGUUGCUCUGGACUACUCUGAUAAUAUGUUGAAGCAGUGUUACGAGUUCAUUCGGGGGGAAGAGAAUUUUCCGAAAGAGUGA
This is a messenger RNA of Syzygium oleosum, 789 nucleotides long. RefSeq lists its product as uncharacterized. The record is from RefSeq and is a predicted model, not a curated record. The transcript is spliced from 4 exons. Gene Ontology annotation, molecular function: methyltransferase activity. The coding region runs from base 1 to 789 and encodes 262 amino acids. NCBI's taxonomy places the organism in Eukaryota, Viridiplantae, Streptophyta, Magnoliopsida, Myrtales, Myrtaceae.